CCGGCUCUCGCCCCAGUCUGCGGGCCUCCGGAGCGGCGACGGGGCCGGGGCGGCGCGGCGGAGGGGACAAGACCGGGUUCGGAGGGAAGCAGGCGGCCGGGGUAGCCCCGCACCCCAGCAAGAUGCUGUCCUGGCGGCUUCACACGGGUCCUGAGAAGGCCGAGCUGCAGGAGCUCAACGCCCGGCUGUAUGACUACGUGUGCCGGGUGCGGGAGCUGGAGCGCGAGAACCUGCUCCUGGAGGAGGAGCUGCGCAGCCGGCGCGGCCAAGAGGGGUUGUGGGCCGAGGCGGAGGCCCGCUGCGCGGAGGAGGCGAGCGGCCUGCGGCGGCAGCUGGACGAACUGAGCUGGGCCACGGCUCUGGCGCAGGGCGAGCGGGACGCCCUGCGGCGCGAGCUGCGGGAGCUGCAGCUGCUGGGCGAGGAGGCGCGCGCCGCCCGCGGCCGCCUGGACGCCGAGCUCGACUCGCAGCGCCGCGAGCUGCAGGAGGAGCUGGCCGCGCGCGCCGCCCUCGAGGCGCUGCUGGGCCGCCUGCAGGCAGAACGCCGCGGCCUGGACGCGGCCCGCGAGCGCGAUGUGCGGGAGCUUCGCGCGCGCGCCGCCGGCCUGACCCUGCGCUACCGCGGCCGCGUCGCCGGCCCUGCCGCGCCCCCGCCGCGCCUGCGGGAGCUGCACGAAGAUUGCGCGCUGCUGGUGACCGAGGCCUGGCGGGAGACCGUGCAGCGGUACGAAGACGAGGUGCGCGAGCUGGAGGAGGCGCUGCGGCGCGGCAGGGAGAGCCGGCGCGAGGCCGAGGAGGAGACGCGGCUGUGCGCGCAGGAGGCGGAGGCGCUGAGGCGCGAGGUGCUCGAGCUGGAGCAGCUGCGGGCGCUGCUGGAGGAGGAGCUGCUGCGGGUGCGCGAGGCGUCCGAGCUGCAGGCCGAGGAGCGGCAGAGAGAGAUCGCCUACCUGGAGGAUGAGAAGGCAGCCCUCACCUUGGCCAUGGCCGACCGGCUGCGGGACUACCAGGAUCUCGUGCAGGUGAAGACUGGCCUCAGCCUGGAGGUGGCAACCUACAGAGCCUUACUGGAAGGAGAGAGUAAUCCGGAGAUAUUGAUCGUCGAGUGCAUUGAAAACAUGCCACAAGAAUUCAGAGACAAGUCCUAUCAAUAUACCACCUCAGUAUUACAGAAAGAAAAUGAGAGAAAUCUGUUUCCAAGGCAAAAAGCACCUCCUGCGAGCUUCCGGCAGAGCCUGGCGCCGCGUUCUCAGACACCCGUCGGGAGCGAUGCCAGAAGAGACGUGCUGGGCUCCGGAUACUCUUCCUUCACCACUGCCUGGCAGGAGAACGCUUACCAGAAAACUGCCAGCGGUCAGACCAACUUCAGAACGUUCUCUCCAACCCCCGGUCUUUUAAGAAAUACUGAAGCUCAACUGAAAACACUCCCUGAGAGGCCAAGAACCGAAGGAACAAAGGCUCCACCCGCUAGUUCAGCCAAAGAGCCCGCCGCUUCCGCAGAGCCCUACCAAGAACGCCGGGCCAAGCCGGCGGCAGCCGCUUCCGAGGGCACGUGGUCAAACGAGAGGACCGUCAUUUGGGGAAAGAAAACGGAAGCUAAAGCCACAAAGGAGCAGGAGAGAAACAGACCAGGAACCAUUCAAACAAAGCGAGAAGAGAAAAUGUUCGAUUCCAAAGAGAAGGCUUCAGAGGAGAGAAACUUAAGGUGGGAAGAACUGACAAAGUUAGAUAAAGAAGCAAGAAAGAGAGAAAGCGAGCAGAUGAGGGAAAAGGCCAGAGAGAAGGAGUCGCUGAAGGAGGAAAGUGUGAAGGGGAGAGAGAUACCGAUCAGGCUAGAGGUGUCCCAGGACAGCACAGCAAAGGUGGCCCCCCAGGGUCUCCAGACACCCCUAAAGGAGGAUGCUGGUGACGGGACAGGGAGAGGGGUGGAAACCAGAGAGGCUGGGUUUACGCUGGGCGCCAGCGACACCACAGCCUCUCUGAAAGGCGGUUCCAUGACUGAAACCAUAGCUGAGAACAUCGUUUCCAGUAUCCUGAAGCAGUUUACCCACUCUCCUGAGGCAGAAGCGUCCGCUGAGUCUUUUCCAGACACAAAAGUCACUUAUGUGGACAGGAAAGAAGUUCCCGGUGACAGAAAAGCAAAGACUGAGAUAGUCGUGGAGUCGAAACUGACUGAAGAGAUCGACAUUUCGGAUGAAGCCGGCUUGGACUACCUGUUAAGCAAGGAUGCUAAAGAGGUGGAGCUGAAAGGAAAAUCGGCGGAGCGUUUGAUCGGAGACGUGAUCCGUCUAGGUCUGAAGGGGAGAGAAGGGCGAGCAAAAGUUGUCAACGUGGAGAUCAUCGAAGAGCCCAUGAGCUAUGUCAGCAGCGAGAAGGAAGAUGAGUUUUCUACCCCGUUCAAAGUGGAGGAGGUCGAUGAUGUGUCUCCGAGCUCCAGGGGGCUUGUUGAGGAGAGAGAGGAGGCGGUUUACGGGGAAUCAGAUGUCACGUGCUCAGGGGACGCAGGUCAGGAGGCCAGGAGGCCCCAGGAGAGCGUAACUCACGUGGAAGAAGUGACGGAGGCAGGUGACUUGGAGGGAGAGCAGAGUUACUUUGUGUCGACUCCGGACGAACACCCUGGGGCCCCCGAGCGAGAAGAAGGCUCCGUGUAUGGGCAGAUCCACAUUGAAGAGGAAUCCACCAUCAGGUACUCCUGGCAGGAUGAGAUCGUGCCGGGGUCUCGGAGAAGAGUGCGGAGGGAUGACGUUCCGGGAGAGAAGGUCUUGAAGCCGGUGGAUGUUCCAGAAGUGUCUCUGGAGGGGGACACAGCAUCUUCUCCCUGGAAAGAACAAACUAGAAGUGGCGAGUUUCAUGCCAAGCCCAUAGUCAUUGAGAAGGAAAUCAAAAUACCCCAUGAGUUCCACACAUCCAUUAAGGAAGGCUCUAAGGAGCCCAGGCACCAGCUGGUGGAGGUGAUCGAGCAGCUGGAGGAGAACCUUCCAGAGCGCAUGAAGGAAGAGCUGUCUGCCCUCACCAGAGAGGGCCAGGGCGGGCCUGCGGGUGUUUCGUUUGACGUGAAGAAAGUCCAGAGCGCGGGCAGCGGGGCCGUGACCCUAGUGGCCGAAGUCAACCUCUCACAGACGGUGGACGCUGACCAGUUAGACCUGGAGGAGCUGAGCAAGGACGAAGCGGGGGAGAUCGAGAAGGCCGUGGAGUCGGUGGUGCGAGACAGCCUGGCGCGGCGGCGCAGCCCAGGCCCGGGCAGCCCGGAGGCGGAGGCCGGCCACGGCUUCAGGCGCUGGGCCACCCAGGAGCUAUACAGCUCCUCUGCGGGGGAGGCCGACGCGGGCCUGGCCUCGCCCCCGGGCCCUGUGUCGGCCACCGUGGAAGUCACCAGCCCCACGGGCUUUGUCCAUGCUCAUGUGCUGGAGGACGUCAGCCAGUCUGGGGGGCGCGUCCAGAUAGCAUCCCCUGGAAUGUGGAGGACUGAGCAGGUCUUGGCCGAAGGCCGUGCCGCCCAGGCGGUGGAGGUAAGUGCAGAGGGCCAGGCAAGUUGGGCAGAGGGCUCAGCAGGAGCCAGCCGGUCUGCCAGGCUCAUUACGUUGGGUGCCCGUCAGAGCCCAGUGUCCACAGAAGUCAUAUUCCCAGGGCCUGAUGCCGCCCGUCCCAAGGCUGGCGGCACAGAAGAACCUGGCCCUGCAGAGCUACCCACAGAGCCUCCCAGAUUUGGGAGGCACAGCCCAUUUGGCUCCCAACAGUUUUAUGCUCAGAGGGAAAUUAUUUUUCAGGCCCCCGUUUCUGGGGUGGGGAAGGCGGGUGACUCUUCUCAAGCAGAAGAGUCAGCGGGCACCCAGACUUCCAUAAAGCACCUUCAAUUAGGCACCCGGGAGGGGCUCAGUGAGCAGACCCAGCUCACAGCCCCCCUCUCAGGCACAGUGGAGUUGGGCGUCAGGGAAGCUUCUGUGCUCAUGGAAGCGUGGUCAGGGGACGGCACGUCCAUCAGGCAUGUCACCAUCGGGCCUCAGAGGCAUCAAGCCACCGAGCCGAUCGUUCCCCCGCCCUUGGAAUUUAGCGACUCAGAAAGCAGCACCCACAGAGAGGGCACGGCAGACGAGACCCUGGCCGCCAGCAGUUACACUGUGGGUCGGAACAUCCUUGUGACUGAAAAGAGCACCUUCCAAAGGGCCGUUUCGGAGUCUCCCCAGGAAGCUAGUACAGGAGACAUGUCAGGGAAUGAAGUGACAUCAGGUGUGAGCAGAUCCUUUAGGCAUAUUCAGCUGGGUCCCGCAGAAGCCAAGACCUCUGAACACAUUGUCUUCCACGGACCCAUUUCCAAAACCUUUGCACUUGCUGGUUCGGUAGACUCCCCUGAAGUAGGCGAGGUUGCAGACAGUGGCAGAACACUAAGGCACGUUGCCCUGGGGCCCAAAGAAACUUCGUUUACCUUUCAGAUGGACGUGAGUAACGUAGAGGCGACUCCCCGCUGGACACAAGAGGCCAGAGUCCUCUUCCCUGCAGGGACGGAAGCAGAAGCUCCUAGUGUGUCUGAGCCUGGUGCUUGGAGAGAUGCCAGCAGUAGGAAUGACCUGGCAGCCGGCGUGAGCUUUCAGGGCUCUGCUGGGGACAGACACCAGGCCCCUGGGGAAAGGGGCAAGGAGCAGGCUGAAUUUGAUAAGACGGUGCAGCUGCAGAGGAUGGUAGACCAGAGGUCAGUGAUUUCGGACGAGAAGAAGGUUGCCCUCCUCUAUCUAGACAGUCAGGAGGAGGAAAAUGAGGGACACUGGUUUUGAUAAACAGAUAUUUGAUUUUAAAUGCCAUCUUGUUUGGUAACAUACCAACACACAAAGGCCUUUACUUUAAGGGAGGGAGGUGAACUCUUUAUUAAACCCCCCCCCUUUUUUUACUUCGAGUACUCCAGGCAGUGUCUUUUUACUUUAUAAUCUGUAAAGAUUUCAAACUAAUUCGUGCCUUAAAAGGCAUUGGAAUUUUAUUGAGUUGGGACUUUGACAAGAAAUACUUUUAUCUUUUUAGUCUUAAAAGUUCCUUUUUCUGGAGUUUUCUUUCUACUCCUAGAGAUGAUUUCUCCCAUUUUUGCACCUGGUCACAGAAGUGCCUGGCAUCUGUUUGAAAAUAUAAUUGCCUAGGUAAGACACCUAAAUGGCAAUGGGAUUAAAGUAAUAUAUUUAAGAGUAAAUUUUAUUCACAUGUGCUAACAUGAAAUAGUAAACUAACAUUGUAAGGGAAAAAUGAAUUCAUUUGUCUAUUUGCAAAGUCUUUUAAAAAAAGAAACCAUAGGAAAUAGGCAGAUUAAAAAAAAUGAAAUGAUUUCAUCUUAGGAAAAAGUUACUCACCUUAGAGUUUUAAGACGUGAAUGAAUUGCCUUCUAUGUGCACAACUUUUAAAAAUAUAGUAUAUUAUCUAUGGAGAAGACAGCUCCAGCCUCCUGCAGUGUAUCAGAUUAGCACACUUGCUACAUUUGCACAAGCUCCUGGAACCCUGCACUGGGUCCAGGUGGGGGCAGGGGGUUGGGGAAGGAUUACUGGGAAUGGCUUAUAAUACCAGCUUUUUGUGGUACUAGGUCAUUAAGUAGUGCAGAGUCUAAAUAUUCUUUUUGGUUUUAACAAGUUCUGGAGUAGCCAGCUCCUACCAGAGUGUACUUGAGCUUUUAUGCACCUUAGCCCUUAGGAUCUAAACAUUUAAUUUUACUGGUGGGAGGUAGACCCUAAAGACAAUAGGAAGCUGAAGCACAUACUUGCAGGGUGGUCAUGCACAGUACAGUUGGAAGCCCAGGUGGGUUGUGCCUCCCAAAGAAGCCCCUCCCAACCCACUGAUGAUGGGGGUGGAGGCCUUUCUGAGCACAAAGGGUUCGAGAUGGAAGACAGCAACCAACCUCAGGGAGGUUUUUGCACUUUAGACAGAAGUCAUGACCGUUGGGGUGUUUUUUUCCAGGGAAACAAAUGAUACAUUAAACAGAAUAAGAUGUUUUAGGGAAGGAACUGGGUGCUUCUGUUGCCACCCAGCUCGGAGGCACCCAGGAGGGGCCCUGGAGCAAGCAAAGGCCCUACUCUCCUCCCAGGCCACAGAGUAUAGCCCUGCAGAUAUACACCACUGAAUUGAAGAUACUAGAAUGGGUGUGCUCUGUCUGGUGUGUUUUGCACAAAGGUAUUGUUUUUAAAGCUUGCUUCGUUAAAGCUGUAGCGUCACAUAAAAAUAGUAUCUCUAGCAGCACAGUAUUAAAAUUUUAAUCCAAACUAGUUUCUUUCACUUAAUGUUGUCUAAACUGUACCUCCUCCUAACACAGUAGCACAGACCUAACUGCCUGUAGCGCACUGAAGAAUGAUGAUCCCAGCUUUGUCAUCCUCAGGCGGGACGUGGUUACCGGGGCAGUUAUGGAAGCUGAGGGUCUUCCCUCUGGGUUUCAGAGGAUGGCCCUCAACCUCCACAGAACACAUCUCAGCUGCCAGGAAUGGCUACAGCAGGUAGUUUAGAGAGUGCGUUUUCCUAAUCGGGAAGUGGAGGAGCAUCACAGUACAGCUUUCAGGAUGAUCUAUUUUUAAAACACCGUGAAGCAGGGCAUAGAAGGAAAGUUGAUUUGAAUUGCAAGUGUAAACUUUUGUUGUCUGCCAGAUGAACUGGUGAUUGUCAGAAACUGUCAGGGGAGGUGACGGCUUUUCCAACAAAGACUCCUCAUUUCUAAUAUAAAAAGUUGAUUUUAUGUUGAUUGUAAUUGGUAAUGGUAUUUGUGUAGGUUAUUUAUUGGUGAGAACUGGUCAAGGUGACAGCCUGUUGUCUGAUGGCAAGACAGACUGAUGAUGGGGGUGUCCGUUAUGUGUGUCUUAAGUGUGGGCUGAGCUCAGUGUCACUCUCCUAGCUUGUGACCCUGGGAAUGAGUGCUGAGGUGAAUAGAUUAUUAAUGUCCUGACCCACCUCCAUUGGAAAAUAAGUGUCUUAGGUCUUAAUUUGUAUCUCCAUGUUGGAGUGCACAUCUUCAAGAAGUAUCUGCCAAGAGUGUUUGCCAGCAUGGAGUCAUGAGCUGUGGUUGGUUCCUAAGUCUCUGGAACAGCCCAGAGCAGGGCGUGCCCUUGACCCUGUGACAGGUCACCCCAUGGUUCCAUGUCCUUUAAAACCAGAGACAAUAGUAGCUUUAUGGUGAGAGAGGGUGAGGACACAGCCAGUCCUUUCGCGUUUAUUAUCGUGUAGACAGAGCGGUGAUAAUGGGAUGUUUCUCACCUCCCCACUGGUUGUUUGGAUAUUGUUUGUUUAAAAUGUAUAUUUAGAAUGGAAUCACCUAAAAAGCUGAUCUUGCUAACCUGUUCCUGUUCCCUUUGAAGGGAUAUAUCAUAAGAAUGUGUAAAAAUAAAAAUCUAAGAAAAAACCCC
This is a messenger RNA of Bubalus bubalis (water buffalo), 7355 nucleotides long. It is a transcript of the gene SYNM, whose product is annotated as synemin. Gene Ontology annotation, molecular function: structural constituent of cytoskeleton; structural constituent of muscle; vinculin binding. The transcript is spliced from 4 exons. Gene Ontology annotation, cellular component: neurofilament cytoskeleton; costamere; sarcolemma. Gene Ontology annotation, biological process: intermediate filament cytoskeleton organization; fast-twitch skeletal muscle fiber contraction. The coding region runs from base 123 to 4766 and encodes 1547 amino acids. The record is from RefSeq and is a predicted model, not a curated record. Lineage: Eukaryota; Metazoa; Chordata; Mammalia; Artiodactyla; Bovidae.